AUUUGAUAGAGUGCAUAAAGUAAAUGGAACACUUAAGAUGAAUAGGAGGGAGUAUUAAAAUUCGUAAAUGGAAAAAGACUGCAAAUCACCCGAGCUAAAAAAAGCCAUCCCAAAACCCUAGCAAUAACAUUUCUUCUAAAACCCCUACUUUGAUUCCUUAUAUUCCAGAAGCCGCCUUCUUCCAGUUCCUCCAUUUUUGUCUGUAAAAGUAGAUUUGGGUUCUUGAAGGAAUUCUGUCAAGUAGAAAAACAAACAAUGCCGAAGAAUGGAAAGGAUAGAACCAUGGAAAGUAAUGCAGAUUUCUUGCCAUUAGAAGGUGGUCCGGCUCGUAAGCUUCCCAAAGGUGAAGAUUUAGAUAACAAAGCUACUGUGGUUUAUAUUGGAAGGAUUCCACAUGGCUUCUACGAGGAUGAAAUGGAGGGUUUCUUUCAACAAUUUGGAACCAUUAAGAGAUUAAAAAUUGCACGAAACAGGAAGACUGGAAAAUCUAAGCACUAUGGUUUCAUCGAAUUCGAGUAUCCAGAGGUUGCAAAAAUAGUUUCAGAAUGUAUGCACAAUUAUUUGCUGCUUGAGCACAUGCUGCAAGUACACUUAAUUCCUCCAGAGCAUGUACAUCCUAGAUUGUGGAAAGGUUUAAAUCGUAAGCAGAAGGUGCCAGUUCAUUUUGUUCAAAUAGAAAGGUUUAAGCAUAACAAGGAUAGGACACUGGAGGAGCACAAGAAAUUGCUUAAAGCAAUCCUGAAGCGAGACAGGAAACGAAAAAGUAAAAUAGAGGCUGCUGGCGUUGAUUAUGAAUGUCCUGAAAUUGAGGGUGUUAACCUGCCUGCUCCAAAGAAAAUUAGAUUUGAUUGACGAUAGCUAGUCUUUCUAAAAAACGCGAAGUUUUAUCUCAGUAAGCAGCUAAAUACACUGCACUGAAGUGAAUACCAAUGAGCUACGAAGCCGCGCCUUUUUUGCUGUUAUAGGCUUGCUUAAUGCUACAAUUGAUCACACAAGUUCUUUUCUCUGUGUAUUUUCGGGUUCGGGUUCUCUUUUUUACCAUUUGGUAUGUUCGACUUUAUGAUUUUUCGUCUGAUUUAUUUAUAAGUAGUUUUUAGACUCUAUUCCGAACAUUAUUUAUAAGAAUAGAGUCAAAUUUGUUAACAAAUGUAGAAUCAAAUCAAAAACUUUUAAUUUUCGUUAACUUAUAAUAUAUGGUUGCUUAAUAUAUGCUACUAAUAUAUAGAAUCAAAUGUUGUA
Molecule: messenger RNA, 1239 nt
Organism: Amaranthus tricolor (Joseph's coat)
Lineage: Eukaryota; Viridiplantae; Streptophyta; Magnoliopsida; Caryophyllales; Amaranthaceae
Exons: 10
Coding region: 256-852 (198 amino acids)
Biological process (GO): maturation of LSU-rRNA from tricistronic rRNA transcript (SSU-rRNA, 5.8S rRNA, LSU-rRNA)
Cellular component (GO): nucleolus
Molecular function (GO): RNA binding
Source: RefSeq, a predicted model, not a curated record